Molecule: messenger RNA, 782 nt
Organism: Scleropages formosus (Asian bonytongue)
Lineage: Eukaryota; Metazoa; Chordata; Actinopteri; Osteoglossiformes; Osteoglossidae
Product: guanine nucleotide-binding protein G(I)/G(S)/G(O) subunit gamma-T2-like
Exons: 3
Coding region: 221-430 (69 amino acids)
Biological process (GO): G protein-coupled receptor signaling pathway
Cellular component (GO): heterotrimeric G-protein complex
Molecular function (GO): G-protein beta-subunit binding
Source: RefSeq, a predicted model, not a curated record
AUUUGGCCUGCUAAUUACUCUGAAGGUUUAAGCAGAUGUAGGGAUUCUGUGAUGUCACUAACCGAUCCUCACUUCCGUCUUUUCCCCAUCCGCUGUCUGGAUGGAGUGCUAAAGAGAGGUGGACGUAGAGGUAAAGGGGUCGGUUUUGUGCCAGCGACUUCUCCGUUCCUACGGGAGAGAGCCAACUCCUCUUUUCUUGCCCCCUCUAUCAGAGGGCAAGAUGGCACGUGACAUGUCUGAUAUCGACAUCCUCAAGAUGGAGCUGCAACAGCUCCAGAAAGAGGUGAAAAACGAACGUGAGCCAGUCUCGAAGACGGCCAAGGAGCUGGUUGAAUGGGUCGAAGCCAAUUCUGCUGAAGACAUCCUGCUCAAGGGUGUGCCAGAGGAUAAAAACCCCUUUAAGGAGAAGGGUGGCUGCAUAAUAACCUAGCCCGGGGAUGGGUGCCCCGGGUUCAAAUGCAACAAGACUUGUUCUCUUUGUGCCUUCUAUGGCACAAUUUCAGCAAAUCUAUAGGCACUGUAAUUAUUUCUCUAUGCAUAUUUAUAUAGAUAGAAGCAAAUUCUCACAUCAAUUAGGUAUGGCUGACUGCAACAACAUCUUUUCCAAAUCCGUAGCUGAUGUGGGUAAGAAUAGUAUCAAUGAAACCCUGGUCUUUGGCUGAACUACUUUGCAAGGGUGUUUUAUCUAGAAAGAACUCUGAAGCAUACUUCUUUUCACUUGACUUUUUGUAGCAGGCAGGAGAAUGCCCAAAUGUGUCCCCCACAUCCAUCUGUGUAUAUCU